CGUCCACGGUGUCUCCACCACCCUCGGCUCCACCGGCCACGGUGUCUCCACCACCCUCGGCUCCACGGCGGUUAAGCAUUGUGAUAUCCCACACAGGCCACACACCAGAUCAUAGACAUUACGCCCUUGUCCUUGCCUUGUCGCCAGAUUAAUCGUGUUAAAAGAUCCAACAUAAAGUUUCAACUUAAUAUCUUGUAUAACCAGGGCUCCUGUGAUCUGCAAUUCGUUGCAAGAUCAAUUGGGUUGGGAUCAUUGAUGUCACUCACAUGUCUAUGCACUUGUUUGCUGAUCGCUAACGUUUGUAGCGUCAAUCAAUAUAUGCAAAUGUGUUCUCCAGGUUUUGGUGGCACUCUUCAGUGUCCCCACUGCGACUUCAGCUGUUUGGGACAACAUCGUCUGGACAGACACUUGAAGAGACGACACGGCCAAAGCGUGAACGGCAGAUACAAGUGCAAGUGGUGUUCUUAUGUCACCGACUAUCCCAGUCUAAUAACACGGCACCGAAGGACUCACGCGAAAGAACGGCCGUACCGCUGUGAAGUGUGCGGCAAAACGUUUGCUCAACAAGUCGGUCUGACCGCUCACCGUCGUGUGCACACCGGUCAGAGUCCGUACAUGUGUGAUAUCUGUUGGAAGGUGUUCACACGGUCCUGUGCCCUGGCGAUGCACAGACGUGUCCACGUUGGCGAGAAGGUCCGGCAGUGUGAGCAGUCUGGUGCCGUGUGUUCAGCUACAACUAACGGCAAAAAACACAAGACACCCGGUGUCCGUGUGAAGCCGCAUCAGUGUCAUGAAUGUCGAGCCAGAUUUGUUACACGCGCAGAUCUCACUGUACACAUACGAACCCAUACCGGGGAGAAGCCGUACCGCUGCUCCAUUUGCCCGGCACGGUUCGCUGAGCGGUCACAUCUCGUCAGACACAUGCGGACCCACACAGGGGAGAAGCCGUUUGGCUGCUCCAUUUGCCCGGCACGUUUUGCUCAGCGAUCGACUCUCAGCGGCCACAUGAGGACCCACACAGGAGAGAAGCCGUUUGGCUGCUCCAUUUGCCCGGCACGUUUUGCUCAGCGAUCGGCUCUCACCGUACACAUGCGGACCCACACAGGGGAGAAGCCGUUUGGGUGCUCUAUGUGCACGAUGCGUUUCUCUUGGCGGCCAGGCCUCACCCGCCACAUGCGAACCCACACAGGGGAGAAACCGCACGGCUGCUCUAUUUGCCCGGCACGGUUCGCCGAGCGUAAAAGCCUCACCAACCACAUGCGUAUCCAUACAGGGGAGAAGCCGUUUGGCUGCUCCAUUUGCCCGGCACGGUUCGCUCGGCGCUAUAGCCUCACCUUACACAUGCGAACUCACACAGGGGAGAAGCCGUUUGGCUGCUCUAUGUGCACGAUGCGUUUCUCUUGCCGGCCAAGCCUCACCAGCCACAUGCGAACCCACACAGAGGAGAAGCGGUUUGGCUGCGUCAUCUGCCCAGCACGGUUCAUUCAGCAGUCAGACCUUAUCGUACACCUGCGUACGCACGCACACGAGUAGCGCCCGCACAGCUGCUUCAUCUCGCGGCACGUUUCUCUGCUGGGCCAGAUCUCCCCAAACCCAUGAGGAGCCACUCAGUAUAGCGACCGUGCGGCUGCUCCAUCUGACUGGCACGGUUCGCUUUCCGGUUAGGCCUCACGGGGAGCAUGCGAAUCUACACAGGGGAGCGGCCGUUCGGCUGCUCCAUGUGCCGGCACGAUAUUUGGAUUCAUCACAUCUCAAAAGUCACCCGCUGUGUCAUACGGGCGGCGGCUUCAUUGUCGUCCAUCAUAAACAAUCCUGCUGAAAAAGGUUCACAAACGCAUCAGCUCUUACCGCACACAGGCGGAGGCAUAAUAAACAACGCAGUCAGAAUCUUUUUCGGCUACGAUAGAUUUUGCAGUGCCUUGGCUAUGUAUGUGUCUGAAGGUCUCGAUAACUUUGAUGUCAUGUUCCGAAAAGCAGCGUGGUGUUUCGUGCAGCGUUUAUAUGAUUCGACAAAUAUCAUUAUCAGUGUAUUGGUUAAAUGUGACAUAGGGUGGCACUCACCCUUUAGAGUGGCAUGGAACGCUGCUCUGAUAGCGCCUUGAUAUGUGAUGUUUGGUAGAAUUGGACCAAGUGUCUGUAAAUACAAAGUUCUCUCUC
Messenger RNA from Amphibalanus amphitrite, 2157 nucleotides. Its product is annotated as oocyte zinc finger protein XlCOF6.1-like. NCBI's taxonomy places the organism in Eukaryota, Metazoa, Arthropoda, Thecostraca, Balanomorpha, Balanidae. The transcript has a single exon. The record is from RefSeq and is a predicted model, not a curated record. The coding region runs from base 256 to 1533 and encodes 425 amino acids. Gene Ontology annotation, biological process: negative regulation of transcription by RNA polymerase II; regulation of cytokine production; regulation of immune system process.